Penicillium oxalicum is the source of this 2661-nucleotide messenger RNA. Its product is annotated as Rho family guanine nucleotide exchange factor CDC24. Gene Ontology annotation, biological process: septin ring organization; establishment of cell polarity. Gene Ontology annotation, molecular function: guanyl-nucleotide exchange factor activity; protein binding. The transcript has 4 exons. Gene Ontology annotation, cellular component: mating projection tip; cytoplasm; nucleus. Bases 1 to 2661 code for a protein of 886 amino acids. Lineage: Eukaryota; Fungi; Ascomycota; Eurotiomycetes; Eurotiales; Aspergillaceae. The record is from RefSeq and is a predicted model, not a curated record.
AUGAUCGAAACCGCCAUCAUGAGCGGAAUACCGGUCGCCGAAGAUAACAUUAUUAACCGGCGUGGUGGAGAGUCCAUCUACCAAAGCUGCGUGAAUCUAAGGCGCCGUCUCUCGGAGGUGCCAAACUUUGAGCCCUAUCUGCAGAAGAUGGCCGCGGAGGACGAAUUACGAGGCAAUACCGAUCCGGUCGCUUCGCUCUGGCAGUGUCUGCGGAACGGUUACCCUCUUUUGAGUAUCUAUAAUGCCUCCGGUCCCGACGAGGAGCUGGUCGUAGACCCUGCCAAGGUCCCCGAGGCGAAGCGCCCCAAGGCGGCAACCUUCAAAUUCCUGCAGGCAUGUCUGCAGGAUUUGGCAUUCCCUCAGCAGGACUGCUUCCUCAUCACCGACCUAUAUGGCGAGAGCACCACCGGUUUCAUCAAAGUGAUCAAGAUGGUGAAUCGAGUGGUGGAUAUCCUGGAGAUGCAAGGCCAGCUGAAGCGGCCCGAGGUGACCGAUGCCCCCGUGGGCGCACAGGGCAACGUGAAGCUCACCAAGCGUGAGCACAUCCUUAAGGAACUCUUGGAAACCGAGCGCGACUAUGUGCACCACCUGCAGAACCUACAAUCUUUGAAGAAAGAGUUGGAGGAAGCGGGCGCCUUGACCGGUGAUGCGAGCCAUCAAAUCUUCCUCAAUUUGAAUAAUCUCCUAGAUUUUGCGCAACGAUUUUUGAUUAGGAUGGAGCAUGCACUAUGCCUUCCCGAGGAAAUGCAAAACUGGGCCGCCUCUUUUACUCGCAUGAAGAAGCAUUCAGGCAAGAUCCAACGGAAACUCUUUGCUGGCCUGUAUCGGCAUAUUCGAGCAUGUUCUGAUGACCUUCGCCCCACCCGUGCACAGGAGCUGCGUAAACAAGCUGAAGAUCCCGAAAUACAAGCCGAUAUUUCUCGGGCCAUCGACACCAUUCAGAGAACCCUUGAUUCGGCGGAUGACGCCAUUCACAAGGAGCACUUGGCCGCGGCCGUGGUAGAAUUGUCCGAGCGUGUGGAUGACUGGAAGUCGCUGAAAGUGGAAGCUUUUGGAGAUUUGUUGCGUUUCGGCACCUUUGCGGUUGUCAAAGGCGACAGUGGGAAGGACACGGAGAGAGAGUAUCACAUUUACCUAUUCGAACGCAUUCUCCUCUGCUGCAAAGACAUCAAUCCGAAUAAGCAGAAGAGCAAGCUCAUGAUGAACAAGGACAGGCCUUCCAACACAUCAAAGGGCAAGCCUCGCCUGCAGAUCAAGGGUCGUAUCUACAUGGCGAACGUGACGGACAUUGUUGGCCUACAAAAGCCUGGUCUUUAUCGCAUUCAGAUCUUCUGGAAAGGUGACGCCGGUGUUGUCGACAACUUUAUCAUUCGAUACAUCAGCGAAGAGACGAUGCGCAAUUGGUACAAGGAGAUCGACACCCAACGUGCCAUCCAAUCCGAACGUCGUACGCUUCGGAAUACGGGCACAUCAGACAGCGAGUUCACCUACAUGGAAGGCAUGGCCAACAUACCGAACCCCUUCCAGCAAGAGUAUGAAGUCGAGGAAGGUCUCAAAGACGGUAACUACCAUUCCGAGUUCCCGAUGAGUCGGAAUGCAUCCAGCACAAGCCUGCGGACCCGGUCCGCCACUGGGGGCAGUACCAACUCUGUGCCGCAUACCAACGGUCGGCCUCGUUUCGCAGGGGAUCCCGCGCUCUCCGUGCACACUCAAUUCACCGGCUCAGGCAGCAUGUCUCCCGGAGAACGCAAUAUGAACUCUUACUUUUCACCCACAGAAACGCCUUCUACUCGAUCGAGUUCACAGUCCGGGUUCUCGUUUGGCCGACAAAACACCAACUCGACCUCCGCAUCGAGUGUGUGGAAUGAGGACGUGAAUCGACACACCGCGCCGGCGCUGUCUCGUGGAACCUCUCGAGACGGCACACCCACCGGCUACUUCCCCCCACAGUCCAAUGGCCGAAGUGCGCAGCGGCCCUCGCUGCCUCCUCUCUCGGGGCCUCAGGCGGCGGCCAGCGGGACGGCUCAACGGAUGCGUUCGGCCAGUAGUCCCGACAUUCAUCAUCACAACAACGCCUCCGACUCUCGGCGGUACAUGGGCGCCCAUGCCAUGCAAACGGUCGACAAUGUGCCGGUGCCACCCAUCCCGGCACAUAUGGCCAGCAUGAAGGCUCCGAUCAACCGAAGUCAGAACAACUCUCCUACCAACAACCAGCUUCCGAUUCGCACUCAUCCUCAUGUGGGUCAUCCCACGCAUUUCACGGAGCCUGAGUACAAUGAGCAUCGGGGCUCCGGACAGGUCUCUGAUCCGGCCACCUCUCCGCUGAGCCAAGGGCCGGAUGACGGGGACCUCUUCAUGCCGACUCAACUGAAAGCGAAGGUCAACUUCGAGGAUAACUAUGUCACGUUAGUGAUUGCCACCAAUAUUCUUUUCCCUUCCCUGACGGACCGCGUGGAUGCAAAAUUGGCCCGCUUCACCGACCGAUCCAUUGGGAGUAAGACCGUCCGUUUGCGGUAUCGCGAUGAGGAUGGGGAUUUCAUCACCAUCGACAACGAUGAAGCGGUCCAGUUGGCCUUUAUCGAAUGGCGCGAGCAACACCGGGAUGAGUUAGCCAAGGGGGUGGUUGGAGAGAUUGAGUUAUAUUGCCAGGUGGUUGAUUAA